AUGGAAGUGUUACAACAGCAGACUUUGACGUUACAACAGGAACGAGACCAGACUUUGACGUCAUUUCAACAACAUCAACACCAAACUGAACAACUUACAAAAGAGGUUGAAAGACUGAAAGAAAGAGAGGUGAAGUUAACAAGAGAAAAUGAUCGCCUCCGUUCACAUUUAAUUCAGGUAGAAGAAGGUUAUACAAGAGAGGCUUUAGAAUCAGAAGAGAGAGAAAAAGAGCUGAGAAAUCGGGUAGCUAUAGCAGAAGAAAAAUUAGUUUCUGCUUCGUAUAAUGUUGAAACUUCCAGUCAUCAACUGACUUUACAAAUAGAAGAGUUGAAAUAUCAGUUACAAGUUGUAUCGAGUCAGAGAGACGCUGCGUAUAGUCAAGUGACCAGCAUGCAGGACCAAUGUCAACAAUACGCUUCCUCUCUAGCUAAUUUACAACUAGUUCUAGAGCAGUUUCAACAAGGUACGUCUAAUGAACAGUCGGGUUUUUUCAAUAAAGAUAAUCAAAUAGCUACAGAAUCUGAGAAAUAUCAGGAAGAAUUGGAAAUGUUAAAAAAACAAUAUAAUGAUACUCAACUAGAAGAAGCCUCAGAAGGUCUGGAAGCGGCAGCUAGACUCAGUGUGCAGCUGGAUAAGAAAGAAGAAGCAAUACAAGCUUUGAGAGAUGAGGUUGUAUUAAGAGAGAAGAGUUUAAAACAGGCUGAAGAAGAGAUUAAGAAGUUAUCAUCCAGUACAGAGGCUAAAGUAGACAAAGAGUUAAUGAAAAACUUACUACUUGGCUAUUUUACAACACCACAGAAAAAACGGAACGAAGUGGUACAUACUAUAGGUGGUGUUCUUAACUUUAAUCCUGAAGAGUUCGAUAAGAUUUCUGCUGCAGAAGGGUCUGGUGGUUGGGUACCAGGAUUAUUUAAAUUUGGCAGGUCGACAGGCCCCACCCCUCCAGCUACACCUGUUAAAUCAGGUAGUAAGGCUCCUAGUUUUAAUCAGUCUUUCUCCCAGUUAUUUGUGAAGUUUUUAGAAACAGAAUCUACCCCUCCCCCACCACCUGUCCGACUGCCGGCAGAACAAAUGGCUCAAGAAUUACAACAAAAACAUCGCGAGAAGGAUCACACAAAACCACCCACAUUUAAUCCCUUCACUGCCCCACGUCAUGUUGCCAUGCCAAUAAAUCUUGACGGCAAUAAAUCCAAGGCAACAGACUCCCAUAUUUUAAUGGCCUCGUCAAAUACACCAAGUUUUACCCCUAUGUUUACUAUGCCUGCAUCCACUGAAAAUAUCAGUCAAUCCAGCUCUGGUAGAUCAACACCCUCUAAUUCCAGUAGCGCCAUUCUCAAAAAUGUCUUGGAAACUAGGUGA
Lottia gigantea (owl limpet) is the source of this 1359-nucleotide messenger RNA. RefSeq lists its product as hypothetical. The transcript has 10 exons. Gene Ontology annotation, cellular component: Golgi apparatus. The record is from RefSeq and is a predicted model, not a curated record. Bases 1 to 1359 code for a protein of 452 amino acids. Gene Ontology annotation, molecular function: small GTPase binding. Lineage: Eukaryota; Metazoa; Mollusca; Gastropoda; Lottiidae. Gene Ontology annotation, biological process: endoplasmic reticulum to Golgi vesicle-mediated transport; Golgi organization.